ACAUUCUCGGACAGCAGUCAGUAAUCAUCAACAAUAUCUCUACAGAAACAAAUCACUCUUUUCUCAACUUCUGAAGAGCCAAAAAAUGGCAGAGAAGGAGCCCAGCAAUAUUGCUCAACAGAAAAGUGAUGUAGAGUCUACAACAAUGCAUUCUGAAGAGCUUCGUCCCAAGAAGAGCAUGAAAUGUCUAGCAUAUGUAGCUGCUUUUGCCGUGUUCCUGACGGUAAUUAUAAUUCUAUUUUCACUAACUAUAAUGCGAGUCAGAGAUCCUAAGCACCGGUUGAGCUCCAUCGGGGUUGAGGGUAUCACCUUUAAUUCCUCUACAGCAUCUCCAUCAUUCAGCAUGAGAUCUGAUGCAGCAGUAGCUGUCAAGAACACAAAUUUUGGUCAAUUCAAGUUUGAUAAUAGCACCAUCAAACUCGCCUAUAAGGGCACCAACGUUGGAGAGGCCAUUAUUGCCAAGGCUCAAGCUCGGGCUAGAUCCACCAAACGGAUUCAGGUACUUGUGGGUGUGAGUUCAAACAAUGUAUCAAGUAACUCAGCCUUGGCCAGUGAUAUAAACUCCGGGAUUUUGACACUAACCAGCCAUGGCAGGUUGGAUGGGAAGGUGCAUCUACUGAAAAUGUUCAAGACCAAGAAAUCUCCAGAAAUGAAUUGCACCAUCAACAUUAAUUUGGUGGAUAAAGUGAUCCAAGAUUGGCACUGCAAUUAAAAGGCAAUGUUCCAUGUAUACUUGUAUAUAUGCUUGAAUAACGUGUUCAUAUGUAAUUGUUUUUAGAUCUAUAGUCAUUUCGUUCAUUCAAUUAUUCUGAAAUUGGAUGACAACCUUGUUGCAAAA
Vitis riparia (riverbank grape) is the source of this 838-nucleotide messenger RNA. RefSeq names its product late embryogenesis abundant protein At1g64065-like. NCBI's taxonomy places the organism in Eukaryota, Viridiplantae, Streptophyta, Magnoliopsida, Vitales, Vitaceae. Bases 86 to 712 code for a protein of 208 amino acids. The record is from RefSeq and is a predicted model, not a curated record. The transcript has a single exon.